AUGGUUGAGUCGGAUACACCCGGGGAAAUAGAUUGGGAAACGAUUCUCCCGCUUCAUCGUCCAGCGGAGAUUGUCGUCUCAAGUCGAAAUCAGAAGGAACUUUUCCUGUAUGACGUGAAUGGACGUCGUAGCAACGCGUUGACGAAUUACCAGGACAGCCUCUCGGACGACGAAAUUAUUCCUGAAUCAGAAGGAGAAGCGUCGGAUGAAAUGCCAACGACAGAUGAAAUGGCUGAAGAAGAGGAGACCGAUUUGAUUGCGAAAGAUGGGGAUUUGGACUAUGAGGACGUCAUCAGGGCUGCACAUGACAUCAGCAUGGAAAUCACAGGUGAUGUCAGUCUGGCUGGCAUUGGGACCACAAGUGACUAUGAAGAUGACUGGAGGGAGGAAGCUGCUCCAUCUCUUCAGGGUUACCGAUACCAGUAUGACAGCACUGGGGAGCAGGAGCACAACUUUCACAAUAUCCCUGGUGUUUCGGCUCCUGGUGCUGGCGCCGGAGGCGAGGGAGAGGACUUUGAUGAAUUUCAGCAGGGUGCUGGUGGUCAGCCGUCCACGCUGGCAGCACGAGGUGUUGAUGAGAGUGGGGCGAGUAGAGCAGACAAGCAGGGCCAUGGCAAGCUGGUUGCAGAGCAAUACCGGUACGAGGACAGUGAUAAGGUAUUCCAUCUGGAAGCAGCAGCAGUUGUUGACAAGAGAAGCAGGGGAAUGGGACCAUGA
Closterium sp. Naga37s-1 is the source of this 717-nucleotide messenger RNA. The record is from the annotation of a GenBank genome assembly. NCBI's taxonomy places the organism in Eukaryota, Viridiplantae, Streptophyta, Zygnematophyceae, Desmidiales, Closteriaceae.